UCAAGUACUCAAGUACUCAACUCUGCUCGUCUUUCCCAGCAAAAACUCCCAAAAUGAGAAACCUGAAAAAUCAACCAAAAUCACACCUCUCUAAAUCGAUCUUGUUCCUCGCAAUUUCAAUAACAGGCAUUGCAUUCUUAUUCCUAUUCUCUUCUUUUAUUUCCACAACUGGGUUUUAUCUUUCCUCCCCUAAAAUCAACCUCCAUGUCAUCAAUAAACCAAGAACAAUCUCCAUUGAUGAUACCCAGAAGUUCUUGUAUUGGGGUCACAGAGUUGAUUGCCCUGGUAAACACUGCGACACUUGUGCUGGUCUUGGUCAUCAGGAAUCUAGCCUUCGAUGUGCCCUUGAAGAAGCCUUGUUUCUUCAAAGGACUUUUGUGAUGCCUGCUCGAAUGUGUAUUAACCCAAUCCACAAUAAGAAAGGGAUAUUGAAUCAAUCGAGUCAAGCAAGUUCAGAUGAGGGGUGGAUGGCUACCUCCUGUGCAAUGGAUUCUUUGUAUGACUUGGACCUUAUAUCCAAGAAGAUACCUGUGAUUCUAGACAACUCAGAAACAUGGCACCAGGUAUUAUCAACUGGUAUGAAACUGGGUGCCAGAGGUGUGGCUCACGUUCAAGGAGUUAGUCGAGUUGAACUUAAGGAGAAUCCUCAAUAUUCAAACCGCUUGCUUAUAAAUCGAACCGCGAGCCCUCUAGCAUGGUUUGUGGAAUGCAAGGAUAGAUUAAACCAUAGUGCUGUUAUGUUGCCAUAUACUUUUCUUCCAUCAAUGGCAGCCAAGAAAUUUAGAGAUGCUGCAGAUAAGGUAAAAGCAAUGCUUGGUGACUAUGAUGCUAUUCAUGUCCGUCGAGGUGAUAUUUUAAAAACAAGGAAAGAUAGAUUUGGUGUUUUGAGGAGCCGGCAUCCUCAUGUUGAGAGGGAUACAAGGCCGGAAUGCAUUCUUCAAAGAAUUGCAAAAUGGAUCUCACCAGGACGAACCCUUUUCAUUGCAUCAAAUGAAGGGAAACCUGGAUUUUUUUCACCCCUUGGGGUCAGGUACAAAACGGCAUAUUCAUCAAACUACAGUUGGAUAGUGGAUCCUGUGAUAGAGAAUAACUACCAGUUGUUCAUGAUAGAGAGGCUCAUUCUGAUGGGAGCAAAAACUGUCAUCCAAACCUUCAAAAGUGAAGAUACAGAUCUGAGUCUAAGUGAUGACCCGAAGAAAAAUACUGGUGGAUGGAUGAAAGUUGUUAGUACAGAGGGCUGCUGAGGAAUUGAUCUCAGUAUCUUCUACACACCUGGAAUGUAAAAUGUGGCAGAGUUCUGUUAAAACUUUCUCCAACACAGCUGCAGCGUGUUCAUGAGUCAUGACAACAGAUGGAUCUAUUCAAGUGAAACGGAAGAGUUGUUGAGGGGUUCCUACUUUCUAGUUCCCCCUUCCGGAAUAUUGGAUGUAUUGAGCGUAGUUAAGUGAUGCCGUUGUAUAUUCUUAGCUUGUUAUUUAGAGUUUAAACUGUGAAUGAAAAAAACUUCAGCAUGUGUUUCUUUGGAUGAUAUCCCGUUUCUUGUGCUCAUUGCCCAUUGGCAAUAUUUUCAUCAAAGAGCACAAAAAUAUUGGAGGAUGCUAUGUAAAGAGGUUUCUGAGUUAGUCAUGGUAUAUGUAAAGAAGUACUUAAGUUGAGCAAAUGGCUUUUUAUGCCUUUUUGGA
This is a messenger RNA of Spinacia oleracea (spinach), 1682 nucleotides long. RefSeq lists its product as uncharacterized. The transcript has 6 exons. The record is from RefSeq and is a predicted model, not a curated record. The coding region runs from base 54 to 1244 and encodes 396 amino acids. Lineage: Eukaryota; Viridiplantae; Streptophyta; Magnoliopsida; Caryophyllales; Amaranthaceae. Gene Ontology annotation, cellular component: Golgi apparatus.